CGGAUCGUGGAUCCAACCGCUCUCUCAUCUCAUCACCGCACCCGACUGGCGGUGGACCACACCUCCCUCCGGGCGCCGUCAUCGCCGCCGCCGCCGCGAUGCUCCGCGCCGCCGCCUCCCGCCUGCGCGCGCACUUCCACCCCCGCCCUCACGCCCCACACGGCGGCCUACCAUCCGUGGCAUUCGCUCCUCUCCGCGCCCUCUCCACCCGCCGCGGCAAGCGCUCCUCCCCGACCGCGUCGCCCGCCGACUCCGACGACGAGGGCCCCCUGCGCGGCCUCUUCCUGCUCUCCCGCGACCCCGAGCGACCGCCGCGGCUGGUGGUGGUGCAGCCGCGCCUCCGCCCGGGCUCGCUCCUCGACUCCAAGCUCGCCGAGGCCCUCAACCUCGCCAACUCUCUCGAGGAGCCUCGCGACGGCUUCUACCCGGGCGGUUUCGCUGCCAGGGGCCCGCCGCCCCACCUCGUCGUCCAGAACCCGUCAUCCCGCGGCCGCUCCUAUGCCGAUAAAUUUUUUGGGCCUGGAACUGUGGAUAAUGUCAAGUGUUAUCUGAGGGCAUCAGAAUCAGAGGAAGGAGUCGAUGCAGUUUUUGUUAAUGCAACUCUCUCUGGCAUCCAACAAAGGAACUUGGAGGUUGCCUGGGGUAAGCCGGUUUUAGACCGUGUUGGGCUUAUAAUUGAGAUAUUUAAUGCUCAUGCUGAAACAAAAGAAGCAAAAUUACAGUCGGAGUUAGCAGCUCUUAUGUAUAUGAAGACUAGGCUUGUCCGUGUUCGUGGUCCAGGUGGACGACUAACUUUCGGUUUGAGUGGGGAAGCUGAAGUUGUAAGUGCAAGAGGGAGAGGAAGUGGGGGACGUGGCUCCAUGAGUGGUGCUGGUGAAACAGAACUUCAACUACAGCGGAGGAGAAUCCAGGAACGCCGUAUCAAAUUGUUAGCUCAAAUUGAAGACGUACGUCGAACUAGAGCGAUACAACGUUCAAAUCGAAAAAGGCAUGGUGACUCAUUUGGUCAAGAGCUUGUAACUGUUGCUGUUGUUGGCUACACGAAUGCAGGAAAAUCCACUCUAGUGAGUGCACUUUCUGAAACUGAUCUAUACAGUGACAAUAGACUAUUUGCUACAGUAGAUCCCCGGUUACGCAGUGUGAUCCUGCCAUCAGGGAGAAAAGCACUUCUUAGCGACACUGUUGGCUUCAUCUCAGAUUUACCUGUGCAGCUAGUGGAAGCAUUUCAUGCUACUCUGGAAGAAGUUGUUGAAGCAGAUAUGUUAGUGCAUGUGCUGGAUUCUAGUGCUCCUAAUAUUGAGGAGCAUCGUUCUACUGUUCUGCAAGUAUUGCAACAGAUUGGCGUUCCACAGAAUAAAAUCAACAGUAUGAUUGAAGUUUGGAAUAAGAUUGAUAUUGUGGACAAUAAUGAUAAUGAUGUAUCUGAUGGGAUUGAAGAUGAGAUUUUCCUGACUGAAGGCGAGGAAGAGGAAGAAUUAUUUUCUGAAAAUGGUGUGCCUGCAGAAGAAUCAUCAUUUGAAUCCUUGGAUGAUGGGACAGACUCAGAAUAUUUAUCAGAAGAAAAUUUGGACAACAAUGGUGAAGUAUCAUACAAAGAGUCCCCCCUUGAGCCUACCGAGAUGAAAGCAAUGAACUCAGAACAAUCAUCAUCAAAAGAUUGUUUUGGAGAACUUCGUGGUCCAGAAGCUACUAGUACAGAUGGCUGCAGUUCAACACAACCCAUGUCUACUUGUCAUGUGAAAACUUCUGCUGUGACAGGGACAGGAUUGCAAGAGUUACUGUCACUAAUAGAUGAGAAAUUAACCAAGCGGCAAACUAUUGUGGAGAGAAACUAUGGGCCUUUUGAUAGAAAAUGGAGACCAUCUUGUUCUAUGGAUGGUGAAAAGGCCGCAGAACAGUAGGGGCACAGUACGAGGCACAUCCCUGCUGGUUUCUUCUCGCUCCAUGUGCCUGACAUUUCAGGCCGGAAGCUUGCCACCUGAAUUGUCCCAUCAAGGCAAUGUCCAUGACAUGUUGCCAUAUACGAGAAACAGUUUUUGCAGAAGUUAGCGCUCUUUGGAAUGUGGGAUUUUUUUCUGUGUGCCUACAGGAAUUGAAAUGGUUCUCGUGAAAAUCCUGUGAAAUUUCUAAGUUCGGAAGAGCACUUGUAAUCGUUUGUCUAUAAAUAUCACUCCAGUAUUCAAGGUUCUACUUUACAAGGCUUUUUGCUCACUUGCUGGAGGGUUUGGUUGUAUGAUGCGGAUAUAAUAAAGCUGUUGUGUAUGUAUGAUACGCAGAGCAGUCAUCGGUAGCUUGAAAAUUCCCAAGAUAAAAGUUUAGCCGAAGACAUUACUUGAAAGGCUUAUUUCGGCAUGUCUGUAAUCUUGUGCUUACAGGAGUA
Messenger RNA from Oryza brachyantha (malo sina), 2380 nucleotides. Its product is annotated as GTP-binding protein At3g49725, chloroplastic. The transcript has 14 exons. Gene Ontology annotation, molecular function: ribosome binding; GTP binding. The record is from RefSeq and is a predicted model, not a curated record. Bases 99 to 1901 code for a protein of 600 amino acids. Gene Ontology annotation, cellular component: cytoplasm. Lineage: Eukaryota; Viridiplantae; Streptophyta; Magnoliopsida; Poales; Poaceae.